Molecule: messenger RNA, 978 nt
Organism: Notodromas monacha
Lineage: Eukaryota; Metazoa; Arthropoda; Ostracoda; Podocopida; Cyprididae
Source: the annotation of a GenBank genome assembly
UUCGAGUGGGCCUGGCAACAUCCAAAACGGUCUCGAAGAUUGAGGUGCAUCAUCCCAGUGAAGAAGAGCCGAAUGACAAAGUUUCAGUGGUUGAUUGAACUGCUUGGGAGGAUGCUUUGUGUGGAUCCCUGGUGCCGACUGCCAUUGACGCUCCGCUGGCUCAUGCCCAAGUAUAAAACGCCCUUCACUGGCGAAUGGAUCCCACCCAGUCACAUCCAGUACGUGGACGGACUAGUGAAAUCCCGUCGAAUCCGAGACGUCCUCGAGAACUCGACUCAUUCCGCGUCCGGAAACGGAUCCUCGUGUUGCCUCGUGUGCGGAGAAGAUGUCGCCUCGGUCGCGGACCAGCUCCGUUGUUUCGGCUGCUACAACAAAUUCCACCUUCGCUGUUUGGCGGACUUGUUUUUGCGGCGUUCCGGUGAAGUGACUGAUGGAAUCGUGCCCGUGAGCGGCACUUGUCCGACCUGUGAUUUGCAAGUCAUGUGGGGCGAUUUGGUUAGGUUCAAAAAGGGCUGUUUCCGGGACGUUUUCAGAGAUCCCAUGUACUUCAGUUGGCCAAGUGCGGAAGCUCCUCCUCAAUGGCAAUACCUCGGACAGAUCUCAAACGAAAAGCCCUCGGCGAUAUUCCGCAUAUCCCGGCUCAAGUCGAGCGGCCUGGAGGCGUCCUCUGUCCCUGUGGGCUUUGGCCAGAAGGUGACGCACAACGCCCAAAUCGGCAUUUCCCUGGAACCCCUGCAAGUGCUUCGCUCCAUGACACCAGCAGUGGAAACAUCCGCUGAAUUGGCAGCCGUGGGCUUCGUGGAAUUCACUCAGCGGAUGUUGGAGUCGUUUCUCAACUUUGUGACGAGUUUCAGUCAGACGCAGGGACAGAUGUCGCCCGCUCCCAACGAGAUCUUCGUGCCGCUAUCCUACGUCCAGACGUGGUAUCAGAAUUUCGAGCGGCGACUGGCGCAGAACGUGUAUUUUUGGAAGAAUUGA